CCUUUUCUUUCUCCUCGUCUUCUCGAAUCUGAGAGAGAGAGGGAUGAGAUCAACAAUGGCGGUCAAAUCAAAACUCGUCUCUCUUCUAUUCCUCAUAGCAACACUAUCAUCCGCAUUCGCAGCUUCGUUUUCCGAUUCAGAUUCCGAUUCAGAUCUCGUCAACGAACUUGUUUCACUCAGAUCAGCCACCGAAUCAGGCGUAAUCCAUCUCGACGACCAUGGAAUCUCAAAAUUCCUCACAUCUGUUUCCACUCCUCGUCCUUACUCGUUACUCGUCUUCUUCGACGCUACUCAACUCCACAGCAAAAGCGAGCUUCGUUUACCUGAGCUCCGUCGCGAGUUCGGUAUCGUCUCCGCUUCGUUUCUCGCUAACAACAAUGGAUCUGAUGGAACUAAGCUUUUCUUCUGCGAGAUCGAGUUCUCACGGUCUCAAUCUUCGUUUCAGCUCUUUGGCGUUAACGCUUUACCUCACAUUCGUCUUGUAAGUCCUUCGAUAUCGAAUCUACGUGAUGAAUCUGGUCAAAUGGAUCAAUCUGAUUACUCCAGGUUAGCUGAAUCAAUGGCUGAGUUCGUCGAACAACGAACCAAGCUCAAGGUCGGUCCUAUUCAACGUCCGCCGCUUCUUUCCAAGUCUCAGAUCGGCUUUAUCGUUGCGUUGAUCGCUAUCGCUACUCCGUUUGUUAUCAAACGGAUUCUGAAAGGAGAGACUCUUCUUCAUGACCGUAGACUUUGGUUAUCUGGUGCUAUCUUCAUUUACUUCUUUAGCGUUGCUGGUACAAUGCACAACAUUAUCAGGAAAAUGCCAAUGUUUCUUCAAGAUCGUAACGAUCCGAAUAAGCUUGUGUUCUUCUACCAAGGAUCUGGAAUGCAGCUUGGAGCUGAAGGAUUUGCUGUUGGGUUCUUGUAUACUGUUGUUGGAUUGCUAUUGGCGUUUGUUACCAAUGUGCUUGUUCGAGUGAAGAACCUUAAUGCACAGAGAUUGAUUAUGCUUUUGGCAUUGUUCAUAUCGUUCUGGGCUGUGAAGAAAGUUGUUUACUUGGAUAAUUGGAAGACUGGAUAUGGAAUUCAUCCGUAUUGGCCAUCGAGUUGGCGUUGAUUUUCAUCACAUCACCACACUCUUGAGGAAUGUGUUACAACAAGGUAAUGGCUUUAGAUUUUGGAAAAACAUUUCUGGGAAUUGAGUAAUGAUGUUUUUGGACGGUUUUGUGUUCCGAUUUGAUAUACUUUUGAAUCGGUGUAGUACUAUUAAUUUCAGAUGGUUUUUAAAUCCUUAGUGCUACUUUAGUAUCUUGUUAAGUUAUAAUGAGUAACAUGGGAUCUUUAGUCAAUGAAAUCUAGCAUACUGUUCUGUUUGAUCUCUGUGUAGGAACCAUAUUUGGAAUUUCAGAUA
Molecule: messenger RNA, 1390 nt
Organism: Capsella rubella
Lineage: Eukaryota; Viridiplantae; Streptophyta; Magnoliopsida; Brassicales; Brassicaceae
Product: probable dolichyl-diphosphooligosaccharide--protein glycosyltransferase subunit 3B
Exons: 1
Coding region: 44-1096 (350 amino acids)
Cellular component (GO): oligosaccharyltransferase complex
Source: RefSeq, a predicted model, not a curated record